Heterotrigona itama is the source of this 258-nucleotide messenger RNA. The record is from the annotation of a GenBank genome assembly. NCBI's taxonomy places the organism in Eukaryota, Metazoa, Arthropoda, Insecta, Hymenoptera, Apidae.
AUGGUUCGAAAAUAUAAAUCGUCAUCUCAAAGAUGGCCUCUGCAAGUCUUUUUCAAUAUCCUUGAUUUGGCUGGGAUCAAUUCGUGGAUAUUAUAUAAAGAAACCACUGGUGAAAAUAUAUCUAGGAAGGAUUAUUUGUUCCAGUUAGCAGAAGAACUUGCUGCUAAUUACACAGGUUCAUCUGAAUCAGAAAAUUUGAAUGAGCUGUGUUGGUGGAUACAGUUGAUAGUUCCGGAACAAGAAAAAAAUGCCAAAUAG